This is a messenger RNA of Entamoeba invadens IP1, 1161 nucleotides long. RefSeq lists its product as hypothetical. The coding region runs from base 1 to 1161 and encodes 386 amino acids. The record is from RefSeq and is a predicted model, not a curated record. The transcript has a single exon. Lineage: Eukaryota; Evosea; Mastigamoebida; Endamoebidae.
AUGACAACGCAAGUCGGUAGAUCUAACUCUGAAGACCUUUUUAAGGGUUUUUCAAAACCAACAGAAGCUAAUAACACGAUUCCAAAGGUUGAUAACGUUUCUGCUCAAAGCGUUCAAAAACAAACACAACUUGUUACUGAAACAGUGCCGAAGACGGAACCCCUUCCAUCGAAACCCAUUAUAAAAGAAACACCAAAAGAAGAUGCCACAAAUAAUGUUACACAGAAGGAAACUACGGGUGCAACUAUCCAACGAUCAACAACCCCUGAACUCCUUCCACAACCAGAAACAACAGAAACACAACCCAUUAUACAAUCAACUGACACUCCAACUCGAGACGAAUACGACGACCCAAUACCUGAUCUUCGUAAUGUGCCAACGUUGUCAGUUCUGUUAAAGCAAACAUAUGUCCAACUGCUCGAUAUAAGAAAUUCGGUAUUAAAAUAUGGAAUAGUUGGGAUCGAAAAUGAAAAGUACUGCAGAAAAGUAGCAUGGGAUGCUCAGAGUCGAUUGAAGUUGGAAUCGAAGAAGGAUUAUGACGAAGUCAGUAAACCGGGUGAGUAUGCUUCAGAGAUUUAUUAUUACGCCCAGCGCGCAAACACGAGAAAUGACAACGAAAAAUUCAAAAAUAUUUAUUGUAAAAUAGCGAAUGCGGUGUGCAACCAUUUCUGGAGAGCCGAAGGGAGAGAUUUGCAUGGUGUUGUAUAUGUUGCGGCAGCUUUUUUGCGAAACAUAGAAGAGGAAAUUGCUUAUAAGUGUACAUACCGCUUCUGUGCACGUACCACUGAUCACAUGAGGGAGGAUAACACUUGGCCACAAGUUUUCUUGAAAGUACUAUGUAACCCUCACUACGAAUUGAUGCUCAAAGUGUUCAGAAAAGUACUCACUUUUAAGCCACAUAUGUGGUCGUAUGGAUUGGACACAUUCAGAGGAAAGGACGAAACAGCACUGCUCGACUUUUAUAUGUCAACACGCCCUUCGUACAUCAUUUAUGUCACAGCUGCUGAAUUACUUUUAAACGCUGAAGCAUGCCUGGAAGCGCUGGAACCAUUCGAGGUCAUUAAAAACGCGCCGAAAAACGUUAGAUUGAUUCUAAACAAAGCUUAUGAACUCAGUGUGACAUCUCCAAAGGAAGUCAGGAGAUAUAUCGACUUCAUUUGA